Seriola dumerili (greater amberjack) is the source of this 2847-nucleotide messenger RNA. Its product is annotated as phosphatidylcholine:ceramide cholinephosphotransferase 2-like. Gene Ontology annotation, biological process: sphingomyelin biosynthetic process; ceramide biosynthetic process. The record is from RefSeq and is a predicted model, not a curated record. The transcript has 6 exons. Gene Ontology annotation, cellular component: endoplasmic reticulum membrane; Golgi membrane. Bases 165 to 1319 code for a protein of 384 amino acids. Lineage: Eukaryota; Metazoa; Chordata; Actinopteri; Carangiformes; Carangidae. Gene Ontology annotation, molecular function: ceramide cholinephosphotransferase activity; sphingomyelin synthase activity.
AUACUGAUGCCUGAUAUUGAUCGCUGAUACUGGAUUACCGGUCACACCUGAAACAGACAGGAGCAGUCGAUACCUGAUAGAGGAAUAUUUGUGGAACUGAGAUCUCGUGAAAACCUAUUGAUCAGGUGAUCAUUCAGACUUCCUAAAGGGAAAACAAUCAAUCAAUGGCGGCGUCAGAACUGAUCCAGGACCAUGAAGAUGUUCGACCUCAUGUGGAAGCUACUGCAACCACAACAAAUCCCCCUACGCCUAAUCAUCCUCCGAGGGUCGCUAACGGCAACCUGACUCGCCUCACCUCCCUGCCGACACCGCCCGCCGACGCCCACGACGGCAAAAACAAACAGGAGCGCAGCAGACUGAGCAAUCUGCUGCAACAGAACCAGCUGAUCCACUCCCUGAGCAGCGGGCUGCGGCGACACUGCGACUACGUCAAGAUCACCGUGUCGGAGGAGCGGGCGAACCACCUCCCGAAGGAGUGGUGGAAGACGGGCGUGGCCUUCCUCUACGCCCUGUUCACUCUCAUCUUCACCACCGUCGUCAUCACCAUCGUCCACGAGAGGGUCCCUGACAAGUCGGUGAGCCCGCCUCUGCCCGACAAAUUCUUCGACUAUGUGGACCGGGUGCCCUGGGCCUUCACCGUCACAGAGGUCAACGGGCUGAUCCUGGUCGGACUCUGGUUCGUCCAGUGGAUCUUCCUCAAACACAAAGCUAUCGUGGGUCGUCGCUGUUUCUUCCUCAUCGGGACUCUCUACAUGUAUCGCUGCGUCACCAUGUACAUCACCACCCUGCCUGUACCUGGGAAACAUAUGGUCUGCGCUCCGAAGCUGUACAACGACUCAACAGGGAAAAUCUGGAGGAUUUUGAGGCUGAUCUCCGGAGGAGGUUUGUCGAUGACUGGCUCUCACUUGAUGUGUGGAGACUUCCUGUACAGCGGUCACACUGUCAUGUUGACUCUCUCCUACCUCUUCAUCAAAGAGUACUCUCCUCGGUGGAUGUGGUGGUAUCACUGGACCUGCUGGUUGCUCAGCGCCUCCGGGGUCGUCUGCAUCCUCAUCGGCCACGAGCACUACAGCAUUGACGUGGUCAUCGCCUACUUCAUCACCACCAGGAUCUUCUGGUGGUACCACACCAUGGCCAACACGCAUGCGUUGCGUCAGGCUCCAAACAACUACCUGUCGAGGACGUGGUGGAACAUGAUCUUCAACUUCCUGGAGAAGAACGUCCAGACGACCGUUCCCAUCGUGUUCUCGUGGCCGGUGGCCCUGCCUUCGUCCUGCAGACAGAGGUACAGGAUGGUGGAGGGAGGGAGGGACGAGUGAGGAGACAGAGGGGGGAGGAGAUAUGUGACCUGAGCUGAUGAAACUGCAUUCCUCCAGCCCGACUCCUGUGCAACAGGACGGACGUACAGACGGACGGAGAGAUUUAACAUCAGUUUAUUUAUUAGAAGCAACAUUUCCACCUCUGUCCUGGUUACUGAGGACGAGGAGGCACUGACACCACGAAGAUGAGGAGGCACAGACAAGGUGUUACUACGUUUACAUUGACAGAAGAUUACAAUUACAUCAAAGGACGAAGGUGGUGAAGUAAAUACAAUAUGAUACUUAAAAUAAUUUAUAUCUGAGUUUGAGAAAUUCCCUUGAUUUCUUCAAAUAAAUUAAUUUAAUAAAAUAAACAAAAAAAAGUUUUCUACUCACAAAAAUGAUCAUUAAAUUAUAUAUAUCUGAUCAAAUAAUAAUAAUAAGACAAAAACCACCUGUUGCUGUGAUUCCUGAAGUCAGAAUUCAACAAAUGUGGAUUUAUCAUCGACUCUGAGCUUAUUUUAUCUUCUCAGAUGUAGAAAAUGCCUAAGAAUUUCAACAAAGACAAAUCGACCCAAUUGUUAAAUCAGUAACUUCAUUUUGGUUUGUGAGCUAGCCAGAUAUUUAGGACCAAAGCUAAACUGCUAGCUGUUUAACAUUCAUAAAACUAACAUCAAUGUGAGAAUGAAAGCUUACGUCGUUGAAUCGGGUAAGUUAGCCACGUGCUAGCUAAUUAUGCUAAACAACUGUGUUGAUGAGUAAUGCCAGCGAAGCUAAGCUAACUAGAGAUUUAGGACCAAAGCUAACGUGAAAAAGAAAGCUGAACUGCUAGUUGUUUAACAUUCGCAAAGCUAACAUCAAUGUGAGAGUGAAAGCUUAAAUUGUUGAAUUGGGUUAGUUAACCACAUGCUGGCUAAUUAUGCUAAACAAUUGUGUUGAUGAGUAAUGCCGUGGAAGCUAGCCAUUUAGCUUUCCUUGUGUUAACUUGAGUUGGGUUUUCAUCAUAGUGAGAGUGAAAGCUUGUGCUAUUUAAUUGAGUGCAGUAGCCACAUGCUAGCUCGUUACGCUAAACUAUUGUUUUGAAGAUUAAUGUCAACUAAAGUGAUAAAAAUGUUUAGCGUACAUGAAAGAUAAAUUUACCAACUUGACUGUUUAAACGUCUGGGAUUCUUUCAUGCUUUGAACCAAAUCUAACAGAGCUAACAAAGCUAGCGACAUAGCAUUCCUAGUGCUAACUCGUCAUCUGAAUGAAAGUUAAUGAGUGUAAGUUAUGAGUGUUGUUGUAUAUGUUUUCCAGUACUUGAUCUUUGUUAAGUUAUAUUUUCAAGUAAAGUGUAAAGUAUUUUUAAUGUUGUGUUUUUUUUUUUAUUGAAACAAAAACUGCCUGUUAACGUUAGAUUCAACCAAAAACUCCCUGUAAAAUGCUGCUGAAUAUAAGUCGGAUUAAUGAAGGUUGUUGUUGUUGUUGUUGUUGUUGUUGUAGUACAGAGUUAAUUUUGUAAACAUAUUACCUGAUGUUCGACACUGCAACACUCACAUCUGUACAUGUU